AUGUUACACCAGCGCAACGCCUCUAGUGGGCCGAUGCAGGUGCAAAGGCCAACAGUGCACCUAGAGUAUCCACCCUCCGUUCCUCGCUCUACCGCGCAUUCUUCCAACACAUACCACCAGUUCAGCGGAUCUGCUUCUGCACCGCCUCGACCUCCAGCGUCGUUCACCCGCAGCUCAGAUAGUAUCCCAGUGCUGAGUAGGCCAUCAUUAAAUCACUCGUCGCGCCAGUCCUCAUCGGAGUCGAUUGACUCCGUCACCACCGCUAUCUCCUUCAACCACGUCUCUCCGGCCGGCAGCUUGGACGCUGGUCUGCCCGAAGAAGAAGACCUCAUUCAAGUCGUUUACACUUCAUCAGCACGUUCUCGUCAAAUGACUAAAGACGAGGUCAAGUCGAUUCUCCGUACUUCUCGCACCAACAAUACUUGCAAGGGAAUCACUGGUCUCCUCCUCUACCAUGACGGUUCUUUCGCGCAAUUCUUGGAAGGACCAGCAGCAGCUGUUGAUGCGCUUUAUCACAAAAUCGAACACGAUCCACGACACCACGGCGUCAUCCGCGUUUUGCGACAGCCUGUUACCAAGCGUGAUUUCAAGCAGUGGAGCAUGGCGUUCCGUGACCUAGACAUGAUUCACAAGCGCUCUCCAUCCGCAAGCUCCGACGAGGUUGGAGAUGAGAUGGCACCAGAAAACCAUGUCAACGAAGGGUUCAGCCAGCUCAUGAACGUCGGUCUGCGUGUAGGCGAUGCUAACGACAACGACUACCGUCCCGACGCUUAUGGUCAUGCUAAGCUCGAUCUUCCGGCUGACAUGUCAGUUCCUAUGCGAAAGCUGGUUUCUACUUUCUACCGGCUUAUGGAUAGGCCCCUCUAA
Ustilago hordei is the source of this 867-nucleotide messenger RNA. RefSeq lists its product as uncharacterized. The coding region runs from base 1 to 867 and encodes 288 amino acids. The record is from RefSeq and is a predicted model, not a curated record. Gene Ontology annotation, molecular function: FAD binding; blue light photoreceptor activity. NCBI's taxonomy places the organism in Eukaryota, Fungi, Basidiomycota, Ustilaginomycetes, Ustilaginales, Ustilaginaceae. The transcript has a single exon.